Dicrocoelium dendriticum is the source of this 1928-nucleotide messenger RNA. NCBI's taxonomy places the organism in Eukaryota, Metazoa, Platyhelminthes, Trematoda, Plagiorchiida, Dicrocoeliidae. The record is from the annotation of a GenBank genome assembly.
GAUGUAUCCCGCGACCCAACCAAUUUUCCUUUUAGCGUAUCGUGAGGCGGUCGGUAUCUGCAGAUUCCAUUUCAUGAUUCCUCAAGUACAAGGCAAGACUUACUUUCCAAUUAAUCCAUGGAGUUUGCAGACAAACAUCACAAGAUAUUGAUAACUGGAGAUGUGAACGGGCGUCUGGAAGCCCUUUUCAGUCGUGUAAAGAAAGUUACGAAAUCCGGAGCUUUUGAUGUAAGAUGAUGUUCUGCAUCGGGAAUUUUUUCGGAAACGACGCUUCGGAUGUUGAUAAAAUUAUUCGCGGUGACCUAGAAGGUUCGUUUUCUCAAUUUUCUUCACUGUUAGUUCCAAUCCCAACAUAUAUUGUAACGCCCAUAGAUGCGCAUUUCCGACGAUACAGCGAUGAAAAGGGCUCCGAAGUAUCGCAUAACUUAAUCUUUUUGGGGUCCCAAGGCGUUUACACUACAGUGUCUGGUCUCAGAGUGGUGUACAUAUCUUCUUGUGAGGAACAUCCUGACGACCCUAAUGAUCUAUCCAAUUCUGUUUCACCGCACUCACUGGUCGCAGAGGACGUUGGAUUUCUUGGUGUGGAUAUUUUGCUCACCAUUCAAUGGCCCUCAGGAGUCAAUAAUUUCCUCACCUAUACCCUCCCACAAGAAUGCACUCCAUGCGUUUUAACUAGCUCGAAGGCCAUUUCAAAACUUGCUUACUUUCUGCGGCCGAGGUAUCACUUUGCCAGUGGAAAGGGUUUUUACUUCGAGCGUUCACCUUAUAGGAAUCACCGGGUUUUACAAGAAAAGGCCAACCACGUAACUCGUUUCAUUUCUUUGGCUAAUGUGAAAAAUCCACAGAAUCACAAGUAUAUGUAUGCUUUAAAACUUCUCCCAAUCGACAAAAUGGAUCUUGUGGACUUGAACUGUCAACCACCAGAUACAACCGAGAAUCCCUAUCGGGACAUUGCAGAGUCCAAGUGUACGUUACCUGGUAAGGAAACGGAGGUUCAAACAGAACAGUACUUUUACGACCAGGAACUAACUCACACGACAUGUGACCGCGCACCUCGAAAGCGACACUUCGAAGGAAAUCGUGACACAUCAUUCGAGGAGGCCUCUACUUUCAUCGAUGGAGCGCCGGGCAGAAAGCGUACUACAGAAACACUGGAAGAAAAACUAGAAAAACCAAGGGAGCAGGCCGCGUGCUGGUUUUGUCUUGGAAACCCUGAAGUGAAAAAACACCUGAUUGUUAGCGUGAAUACCCAAGCUUAUCUGGCACUUCCACGCGGUCCCCUGGUUACCGAUCACGUCCUAAUUCUCACAGUUGGCCAUCAUCGAAGCUGGACCGCUUGUCCCGAUUACGUACGCGUGGAAAUCGAGGACUACAAAGAGAGACUGAAGCGUAUGUUCGCCAAUGAUGGCAAGGCAAUGGUUGCGUACGAAAGGAACCUAAAGACGCAGCAUUACCAGCUUCAGGUUGUCCCCAUCCCAUUCGCGGUCGCAGGUGAAGUGAAGCACGCAUUCCUAGACUUAUCCACGAGGUGUGAGACCAGUCCCUGCGUGCUCCAACCGAUUCCUCGGAAUGCCGAACUGAAUGAGAUAUGCGCCCCAGGUAUUCCGUACUUCCACGUUGAACUGCCUACCGGUGAACGACUUUUUGGGCAAAUUAAGAGGGACCGCAUUCCUACGAGUGAUAUUCAUUUUGGAAGAUUCGUCUUGAGCAACCAGCGUAUCUUGAAUUGUCCAGACAGAGCGGACUGGAGAAAUUGCGUCGACAGUGUGGAACGCGAGACGCAGUUGACCCUGAAAAUGCGCGAAAGAUUUGCACCAUAUGAUAUUGAAUAAACCUGUAAGAAAUCUGACUGUUCACACUAUGUACAUAUGAGAUCGGACCUAUUAUCUGGUAACUCCAAUAAAUUUCCCUUUUGUGGGCAUUCCCAC